GUGGAGGCGGCAGUAGUGGCGGCGGCGGUGGUAGUUGUCAUCGAUGCGGAGAAAGCGGACACUUUGCCAGAGAGUGUCCGAACUCGAGUGGCGGUGACCGCGGCGGACGUGGAGGUCGUGGCGGUAGAGGAGGCGGUGGUGGCAGAGGAAGGGGUUGUUUCCACUGCCAAGAAGAGGGCCACUUCUCCCGCGAGUGCCCCAAAAAGGACAGCUCUGGUGGUGGUGGCUAUCGAGGGCGCGGAGGGUUUAGGCAGAGGUCGUGGCCGAGGGGGCAGUUUUGGCGGCGGUGGUGGCUCUUCGUGGGGCUCCGACGACAAGAGCUCCGGUGGCGGCUCUAAUGACUGGGGAACCAGUGAUUGGGGAACUCCUUCCACUGAUUCCAAGCCCAAAGUGGACGAUUGGGGCACAACGACCACCACUCCCGCAAAGACUACCACUGCUGCAGCUGACGACGAUUGGGGCAAUUCUGGGACGACUACGACGACACCGGCUGCUAAGGCUGAGCCAGAGAUCAAUUGGGAAAGUGUCUUGUCGUCCAAUAGCGCCCCAAAGCCGGCCGCACCCGCACCGGCCACUGACGACGACGGCUGGAAUUAAUGGAUAUAUGAAUCGAGGGCUCAAUAAUGCGAUCAUUGCAUAGAUAUUACCAAUGAAAAUAUAAAUUGAUUUUUAUGUUUAUUGUAAAUAACUCUCCGUUUUGUGAGAGUCUCAUAUUACUGACACUUAUCGCCCAUUUCGCGACAAUUCGCUCAUUUAUUAAUCACUAUAAUUAUACCUAUCAUUCACAGCAUUAAUUCCAAAUAUUUUUAAUAAUUAUGACAAUAUCUACCUUUUCCCGAC
Oppiella nova is the source of this 840-nucleotide messenger RNA. Lineage: Eukaryota; Metazoa; Arthropoda; Arachnida; Sarcoptiformes; Oppiidae. The record is from the annotation of a GenBank genome assembly.